Messenger RNA from Onychostoma macrolepis, 7491 nucleotides. RefSeq names its product SMAD family member 10a (gene smad10a). NCBI's taxonomy places the organism in Eukaryota, Metazoa, Chordata, Actinopteri, Cypriniformes, Cyprinidae. Gene Ontology annotation, cellular component: heteromeric SMAD protein complex. Gene Ontology annotation, molecular function: RNA polymerase II cis-regulatory region sequence-specific DNA binding; DNA-binding transcription factor activity, RNA polymerase II-specific; I-SMAD binding. The record is from RefSeq and is a predicted model, not a curated record. Gene Ontology annotation, biological process: SMAD protein signal transduction; transforming growth factor beta receptor signaling pathway; regulation of transcription by RNA polymerase II.
CAGUCGCGCCGAUAUGUCAAUGCAGACGCGACCCAGACAGACCUCGGCCCUGGGGCCCAGCCGUGAGAGCCGCGUCGUGAUUGGCUGAGCGCCGCCGUCCUUUUGAGACUCGCCUUCCUAUUGGCUGGAGCCGGGCGAGACGCUCACUCGCACAAUGUCUACCCGCUUUUGUUAUUGUAGCGAGCGGCCAGGAUGCGGAGACAGCGAGCCUGAUAGUCCGCUAUCGACUCCGAUACACUCAAAUUAGAUGUUGGAGGGGGAAGGGGGACAAGAUUUACUACCUCGCCGUCCUUGUCCAGAAGACAGCUUUUCGCUAUUCUCCAACAAUACGACCGAUGUCAGGAUGUCCGUAAACCCUCCCAACAGUAAUGACGCCUGCCUCAGUAUCGUGCACAGCCUCAUGUGCCACAGGCAGGGCGGCGAAAAUGAGGGCUUCGCCAAGCGUGCCAUCGAGAGCCUGGUCAAGAAACUGAAGGAGAAGAAGGACGAGCUGGACUCCCUCAUCACCGCCAUCACCACCAACGGAGUCCAUCCCAGCAAGUGUGUGACCAUCCAGAGGACGCUGGACGGACGCCUACAGGUUGCCGGUCGUAAAGGUUUUCCUCAUGUAAUCUACGCGCGGUUGUGGCGCUGGCCUGACCUUCACAAGAACGAGCUGAAGCAUGUGAAAUUCUGCCAGUACGCAUUUGACCUCAAAUACGAUAAUGUCUGUGUCAACCCUUACCAUUACGAGAGAGUGGUGUCACCAGGCAUCGUUGGUCUCAGUCUUCAAAACACGGGUCCCACUGGCAGACUAAUAAAGGAAGAGUACAGCCACGACUGCAUUCAGAUGGACGUUCCCCCAGGCCUGCCUCCUCAGCAGGACCACCAGGGGGCGAUGAAACUCCCUCCUCCGGACCACUACGGCCAGCCACUGCCUCCUCUACAGCUGCCUUCAGAACCCAGCCGCGCCCCCCCACCGGUCACCCUUUACUCCAACAUGCCCCUCUCCCCCACCGCUUCAGGCUCUAUGAUGCCGAUGCAGGGAGGUCACGGUGAAGGCUUACUUCAGAUUGCGUCUCCUCAGGGUCAAGUCAUGGCCCCUACACCCCCCUCCACCCCCACACAUGGACCCCCACAGACCCCCGUCCCACCCCAGCCUCCACCCAACCAGAACGGCUACAACAGCUCCAAACACUCCCAGACGCAAAGCUCCUUUCACACAACCUGGACAGGCAGCAGCACAGCCUCCUACACUCCUGUAGGACCCCAGCAAAACGGACGUGGCCACCAGCCUCCUCUCCACCACCCACACUUCUGGUCUCAACAUCACAGUUCAGCAUCUUUCCCCCCUCCAGUCUCCAACCAUCCAGGUCCCGAGUUUUGGUGCUCCAUCUCCUACUUCGAGAUGGACGUGCAGGUGGGGGAGAUGUUUAAAGUGCUGUCCAGCUGUCCGGUGGUGACGAUUGACGGGUAUGUGGACCCCUCAGGAGGCGACCGCUUCUGCCUGGGUCAGCUCAGUAAUGUGCACCGCACAGACGCCAGUGAGCGCGCCAGGUUGCACAUAGGUAAAGGAGUGCAGCUAGAGUGCCGCGGCGAGGGCGAUGUGUGGAUGCGCUGCAUGAGCGAUCAUGCUGUCUUUGUGCAGAGUUACUACCUGGACAGAGAAGCGGGUCGGGCGCCAGGAGAUGCAGUGCACAAAAUCUAUCCAGGGGCCUACAUAAAGGUCUUUGACCUCAGGCAGUGCCACAGGCAGAUGCAGCAACAGGCGGCCACGGCACAGGCGGCGGCGGCAGCGCAGGCCGCGGCGGUGGCAGGGAAUAUUCCAGGACCAGGAAGUGUUGGUGGAAUCGCUCCUGCAGUCAGCCUCUCGGCAGCAGCAGGGAUUGGUGUGGAUGAUCUCCGGAGGCUGUGCAUCCUGCGCCUGAGCUUCGUGAAGGGCUGGGGUCCUGACUACCCCCGGCAGAGCAUCAAGCACACCCCCUGCUGGGUGGAGGUGCAUUUGCACCGGGCACUGCAGCUGCUGGACGAGGUGCUGCACACUAUGCCACUGGCAGACCCUGGACCGGCUAACUGAGAGCGAACAAUACACAGCAAACACUCACCACACAGAUACUAGACACACUACAGUAAGCGUGCGAAGAGCAUUACGUGCUACAGUGUGCUUCGCACUUUUAUCAGUCAUUAGAAUACCAAUGAAAACACCACAGAAAUUCACUAUUCUAAAAUUCAUGUUUUGGAAAGAUAUUUCAGUGCAUUUUCUUGUUCUAUAGUGAAACGAUGCAUUUCUUUUUGGGUUAAUCUCACAAAAACAUGUCUAGGUCAUAUUUCGCUCUAAUAUCAAAAAUAUAUUUGCUUAAAGACAAUGAAGACUGGUUUUAGGAAAUUUUUAAUUUUUUUGCAUUAUGACUAGGGUUGCAAAGGGGUGGAAAAUUUAUGGAAAUUUCCCAAAAAUGGAAAAUUCCCCAAAUUUCCAAAGAAUUCUAGAAAUUUACCAGAUGUUUUCUGCCCCUAUGCAGCCCUAAUUAUGACAUUUAUUUUUUAAUUAAUUAAGCACAUUUUCCUGCCAAAUUCUGAAUCAUUCCUGCCAAAAGAACUGAACUGUUUCCAGAUGUUUUGAGUUUGUUUGUUUAUGCAAUGGUGAUUCUUAUCAGAUUACUGUAUAUUUUUUUUUUAUACAAUGAUUUGUUUUAAUAAAUUCAGCAUAAAUUAAGGGAGGUCCAACAAAUAUAAUUACAAUUACAGUUAUACAAAUAUAAUAAUUAAUAUUUGUACAUUAGUCGUGGUAUUUUUUGAACUGUCAGGUAGUAUUCUCAUUAAAUAUUUAAAAGUAUAAUUGUUAUAUAUUUAUAUAAGAAUAGUAAUGAAUAAUAAAGAAUAAAAGAAUAAUAAUGUCAGAUAUAUAUAUCAUGAUCAUUUUAAAAAUAUUAUUUCAAUGAGAAUUGGGGGGAAUAUGAUUUAUUUAUCAUGAAAAUAAUUCUGUAAUUUUUAUUUAUUUUUUUGCAUUUUCUUUAUACAGAAUAUCAUUUUCUAUUUCUUUCUCUUGUUUUUAUUGUGAAAUAUGGCCUUGACAUGUUCUUGAUGGGAUUUGUGAGACUCAUCCGUUCAAAUUAGAUGUAUAUACCUUAGCGCUAUAGGUCUACUAAUGAAUGCAAGUUUACACAGGGUUGAUUGCAGAUUAAGUUCAGGGAAAUAGCUUUAUUGUUCAUAUGCCUUUCUAGCUUUGCACAUCAUGCAGUUAUACUAAGAAUUUUAGAGCCUAAUAGUUUUGCAAUACUGGUAGAAAAAGCUUAAAAUUUAAUUUAUGGGUCAGUGUCUGAACAUAAAGCAAAAGGCAAGAGUAACUGCCGCUUUUGCAGUGGCCUUGGUUCCAGAAGUAUUUUUCCAUUCAUUCACUCCAUGAGAGUUCUGAGCUACAAGAUGAACAUUGCAAAACAUAUGCAUUUUAAAUUUAAAUGAGUUCGUACACUAUAUAUUUGAAGUUUAUGGCAAAAUAUUUGUUCAGAUAUUGGGUAGUGAGAUUGACUCGAAUCUCUGUGGAGAAAAUGAAUGGUAUUUUUACUUUUGGAGCCAUACGGUUGUGCUCCAUUACACUCUGGUAUCACACAUACACACAACACGGUCAAAGACGACACAAGUGAGGAAGAGACUUUUCAACCUCCAAUCAAGUUUUUUGCAUAAACUCAGAAUAUCUUGAGAUCCACGGGUUUGGUAGCACUAAAUGCCUCAGAGCAAAUCGCUAUAUUGGCGCUGGUCACUUCAGGAAGCGUUGGAAAGGACCAGCUGAUGUUGAUGCAAACCUGCCUCUGAGAGACAAACUGAACCAGACAGAUAACAGGACAAACUGUCAAAACAAAAUGCUCAUCAUCUCUGUGCUUGUGCUGUGCUCCUCUACAUGUGGACCUCAACUCAGCUAUGAUGCUGCUUACUAUCCAGGCAUCUUAUUAGUUAGACUUGCAAUAGCCUUCCAGCUCCUUUAUUUUCAUACCAAAAAAAAGAAGAAAAAAAUUGUUCAGCUUUAAAAUGGUGGUAUUAGUAUUGUGAUGCAGUUCGGUGUUUGUAACCAAAUCAUUUGCCAUGUGGUGUAAGUCACCAAAGCCAGAUUACCUCAUGAUAAUCAAGCAUGAACCCAGUGGAUUUUUCUUUAUGCCAAAAUGUGUCUGGAAUCUUCUACCUUCUGGACCUCAUGCUCACCUCAUUCUUUAACCAAAUCAAAACAGGGCGUGUCUUGAACCGAAUGUAGAGCCUUGAUGCACCGACUGACCGAUUUCAAACAACGGGUUUUUGCCAACACCAGUUACUCAGCUUUAGCAUUUAUCUCACCCAGAAACUCAUGUCUGGAUUGUGACCAAAAUUCAGCCCUAUACCACUAUAACUUUUUGCAAACGGGUAGAACAUCUAAACUUCACACUUUGAGCAAUGAACAUUAUUGUUUUGCUGCCUUCCCAAAUUGAAAUGUCUAUAUUUUACUGUACACUUACAGUAAAUUAUGCAUUUAUUGAAAAGACCCUUCAUUUUGGUUUAUUUAAGAUGUACAUCCAGUACAAAUGCAAAUAUUUCGUAACUGAAAUAUAAUAGUAAAUGUGGAACCUCAUUAUAGAACGUUAAAGUCAACAUGAAAUCAAGAUUCAUCCAGUUUACCUGAUCUUAUAUUAUUGACACCACAGGAAUAAAUUACAUUUUCAAAUACAUUUCAAUAGAAAACACUUAUUUUAGAUUGUAAAAUAUUUCAUUAUUAUUUUUGUUUUACAGAGCCCUAGGAGACAUGAGAUAGGGAGGAAAAAUUCUAUUUUGUAAAAUGAUAACAUUUUUAUUUUCAUUUUGUAUUAUAGUAUUGCAUUCCGCCAAGAAACCUUGCAUUCUCUCACAAAUUUGCGUAAUUUGCAUUCUUUCGCAAAAAUGUGCGUUCUUGUAAAAUAUUUGCGAUCUCUUGCACAACAUUUGUCAUCUCUGAAAAUAUUUGCAAUCUCUUGUAAAAAAAAAAAAAAAAAAGAAAAAGUGAUUUCUUGCAAAAAAUUUGCAAUCUCGUAAAACAUUUGCCGUCCCUCGUAAAACGUGAAAUCUCUCACAAAACAAUUGUGAUCUCUCGUAAAACAUUUGCAAUGUUGCACAAUAUUUGCCAUCUCUCGCAAAAUAUUUGCGAUUUCUUAUAAACAUUUGCCAUCUCUUGGAAAAUAUUUGAGAUCUCUUAUGAAAAAAAAAAUUGUGAUUUCUUGCAAAAAAAAUAUGCAAUCUCAUAAAACAUUUGCGAGGUCACGUAACAUUUGCCGUCCCUCGUAAAGCGUGAAAUCUCUCACAAAACAAUUGUGAUCUCUCGUAAAACAUUUGCAAUGUUGCACAAUAUUUGCCAUCUCUCGCAAAAUAUUUGCGAUUUCUUAUAAACAUUUGCCAUCUCUUGGAAAAUAUUUGAGAUCUCUUAUGAAAAAAAAAAUUGUGAUUUCUUGCAAAAAAAAUAUGCAAUCUCAUAAAACAUUUGCGAGGUCACGUAACAUUUGCCGUCCCUCGUUAAAUGUGAAGUCUCUCACAAAACAAUUGUGAUCUCUCGUAAAACAAUUGCAAUGUUGCACAAUAUUUGCCAAUUCUCAUAAAAUGUGAAAUCUUUUACAAAAAAUAUUUGUGAUCUUGUAAAACGUGUGAUUUUCUCCUGAGCAUUUGCGAACAUCUCGCACAACAUCUCGUAAAAUAUUUGCAAUCUCUCAUAAAACAAUUGCGAUCUCUCGUUAAACAUUUCGUUAGUGUUCCACUGAGAAACUUUGCAUUCUUAUGCAAAACAUUUGCUUUGAUCACUUGUAGCAAGAGAACGCAAAAGCAUUGAAAUACAAUUUUUCCUCCCUUUAGGGCCUCCGUAGUUUUUACUGCAUUUUUGAUCAAAUAAAUGCAGACUUCUUAUAAAAACAUUACAAAAUCUUACCAUCCCUAAACUGCUGAACAAUAUUGUUUACGACGCCCACUUACUACAGCAGUUGGCUGUGAAAUAUGUUACAUUACGGGAGUAAAUACUUUGCAAAUGGCAUUUCAUGUUGACUUUAAUCAGUGCUUGAAAAGUGUUAUCUGUGAUUAGUCACAACUUAAAGAGAAACUAUUUAGUAGAGGAUCGUAUGAUGUUCUGCGUUCCCAGUAUUGUUUCCAUUGUAGUAAUCUUUGUGCCUUUCCUUUGUGCUCCUUUGUUCAUAGAUAGAUAGAUUCUGCAAUUACUAAAAAGCCCUUCCCAGUGAUUCUCACGUUGAUUAUGAACAUCGCAAACCUUCUAUUGGUCUGAAAUGUUCCAGUAGUUUUAAGCAAUGAAGUACGUCAGGGAUGUUUUAGUCGUCUUACAGUCAUCGAGUGUUUUCGGGUUUUCGUCUGGACCCCACAUGACGUUUGUAAAUUGGGCGAUGCAAAAGAUGCAAACUCUUCAUCUGCAGGGUUGUUCACAUCGGCUCAGGUCACGUAGAGAAUUAUGAGCCUUUCGGGAAAUUUAUUGUAAAGCAUAAUGCCUUGUUUUAUUUCUUUUUCGUGGCCGUCGGUUGCUAUAAAACAUUCAAUUUAGAUGUCAGGUAUGCUCAUUGUUUUGAUGAGUGCCUUUGUGCUGUAUUUCAUUGGAUAUGUGUUACACAUACAUACACUGCGGAUUAAAUGCUAAUUACAGUAAAGCUGUAGUUUUAAUACAGAUUUCAAAGGCACUUUGCAAUGUACGCAAUCAGUGUUGAGUUAUCUUUAAACCAGUAUGCUAUCUUGAGGUCAUUUUGGGUGAAAUAGAUUUAAGCUCUCGCAUUACGCAUCCAAUACACACCUCGGUGGUGUAAAAACAUACGUGUUGUAUUUAAAGAUUAAACAUUUAUAAAAUAGACAUAGGCAGGUAUCUAAAUGUCAUUAGCAACUUCAGUGCAUAACUUGCUUAGACUUACAGGUAUGAUUCGAAACAUUUUAUUGGCUUAAACCGUUUGCCAAUUAUAUUACACGGUUCUCUGUCAUUUCACGGUUUAUUUUGCCUUAAAAAAUGAAAAUAUUUUACAAUUGAGCCCACGACGUUGUGACAAACGUACAGUUACUACUUCCAUUGUAGAGUAACUUCACAUGAUUUCUCCCUCAUUAGCUACUGUGUUCUGCACUGUAAUUUAGAUUUCAUUCACUGUAUUAAAGGUUUAGAAAUUACUCCAAAAGUCCAAAGGAUGACUUUUUUUUUUUUUUUCCUCAAAAAUAUGUGGCCUAGUCCCUUGUAACACUUUAACUAGAACGUGUGUGUUUUUUUUCACUGAUGGCGCAUACUGUAUUGUGUAAGGAUACAACCAACAUGUGUGUCAGUAACAUGACAAUCACCCAACUGGAAGUCAGAUCAACAGCAUUCCAUAUGAAAACUAUUUCUUACAAGUAUUUAUCAGUAUGUUAUCCAGUGUGAAUAUAUUUGAAUUGACUAUUUUAUUGAUAUUGUCAUUUCAAUUCUUGUUGUUAUUAUAAUUAUUCUAUUGUUAAAGGACAUUCUGCUCCUGUAUGUUGACUGUACACCAAAGUAAAAAAAAUCAUUUUGAUACA